GGCAACAAGACAGGAAGUGGCGCGCAACUCUUGAAAAAAAAAACUGUCACACAACAAACUUAAGAUUAUUUGAGACUACCAAAGAGUUUAGCCUUCAAGUGGCUGCAAAAAUAUCACUAAAGCCACUUUUUAUGCUCACCGUGGCUCCUCCUUAUAAACACUCGUGACUAAUCUUAAAUUGCUGACUGUGACAAGAUGUCGUUUGUAAGAGCGGGGCGUACACAACAACAAAGCAAAGGAAAAAGGCCUGUUCGACAAAAAAAGGCAACGUGUCCUAAACGAGACUGGGUGAACACUGUUACUGACCUGUCUGUGCACAAGUUAACACCUGCUGAACUGAGUUAUCGGCAUGAGAUUCAUAAGUCACAUAACAAAACUGCAGCUCAGUGGGAGCUGAAAGAGAAAGCACUGAAACGGCGUUUAAGGCAUUCUGGGAGCCCUGUGCCCAUGGACCAGGCCAGCCUCAGCAUCAUUAGGGAGGUUUUCUCUGAUCAGCUGUUGCUGCAGGAUGUGUUGGCCCGCUCUGACAGAGCCAUGGCUGUUGUCAAAGACCUGUUUGGAGAUGCUCCGCGGAGACACACAGGGCAUCCCAGUGUGACCAUGGCUCCAAAUUGUGAUUCAGACUCAGAACUGCCUGUUAUCCAAAAACCAGAUCCUCCAACUCACCUGUCUCUCCUCAGCCAUUCUAUGAUGGAUCAAGAGGCUCUUAAUGAACUAGAAAUUUCAAACGAAAACCACAGAGAGGAGGAUGCCGAUCCAUCCUGCAGUUCAGAGAAUGAUAUAAUUCGAAGGGCCAAUGUACAAAAAAUGAAGACCCACUCUCGGAGUAGAGUGACACAGCAACAAAAAGGCAAGCACCCCAACAAUCACAGAGAAGACAGAGAUUAUGUUCCUGUGACUCCCUGCACAUCGGGAAGAGCACCAGAUCAAACGGCUCUGAAUGCCACUGUAGCUGUUCGGCGUGUUCGGUCCAAACAGAGUCAGUCAGAGGAAGAUGAGGAAGAAACCUCUGUCAUGGUCUCUCAGGUUCUGAAGCCUGAAUUUCCAUUCAGUAAAUCAGGAAGGAUCAGCAAUUACACGAAUGGGAUCAGGAAGGAUGUUUCUCAUAGUUUUGAUGUUUCAUCUGUUACCUCUCUCAGUGGGGAUCAGUCUACUCUGGGCCUGCUCCAGGCCAUGUUGGGUCAUGUGGAGGCAGAGUUAGACACCCUGAGUCCCGACACAGCAAGAGCAUCACCCCAGAGUUCAAAACAGCACAGAGCACAAGGCCUCACAGGUUUCUCUGUCGCCCUGGUCUCCACACUUGGCCGUUUAGUACACCUUCUCAAACAGCGGGAAGCUGAACCUCAGAAUGAGGCGGAGGGAAAAAGACUGGAGGAGGAGUUGAAAGAGCAGAGAGGGGUUAUUGAUGCUCUCACUGCUGAAACCAUGACUUUGAGAGAAGAAGUGGCUGCCCUGCAGGCAGGAUUACAGCAGCGCACAGCAGAACUGGAGCAGAGGUUGGACACAGUGGUGUUGGUGAUGGGAGGACUUGGGCUACUGGGAGAGCAAACAAGUCUACCCCAAGACUUUGAUGCCAGAGCUGCAGUCUGUCAGACUGCUCCAAUUCCUGAGGGAGUUCCUGAGCCAACACAAGUCAGUGUUUCACCUGCCAUUCUGCUCUCCCCACCUCGUCAGACAGAUAACUGGCUGAAAAGUCCUGGGACUCAACCUGUGCCCCUUCAACACCAGUUUCCCCCUGUAGAUUUUCUUGGUUCCUGUGAGGAUAUCCAGGCUGAUGGCUCUGCCUCGAGUCCCACUAGUUUACAACUCAGCAGACUUCCCUCCAACUCCUCACUGAUCUCUGACCUCCUUCACCUGCAGUCCUCUCCAGGCGCAAUGUUGGCUGAGAUUGCUGAGCUAAGCAGACAGAAUGAACUGAUCAAGGCUCAGCUCCAUCAGGCCAGGUGCCAUGGGUCAGGGGUUGGAACAUUACCCAGCAGCAACAAUGAGCGGAGAAGGUCGAGCCCCAUCAGCACAGGAAGACUCACACCUCAAAGUGUCGAGGAAAGGAGGAUGUGUGGGUCCAGCGGCACAGACAGGGCGAGCCAACACAUCCAAGCUCCAGACGAACAGGCCGCUCAGCAGGUGAAUUCCAUGUCAGAUGGCCGUAAAGCUUCAGAAACUCUUGAGCAGGCAACAUCAUCAAACAGCCUCAGUGUAAACAGUGUGGAGCAGCGCCUCCUGGAGCUCAACAAGCAGAGCGCAGCAGCUCGGAGUCGACUGCUGGAGCUCAUCGAGCAACAGAAGCAAAGUGUUGCAGUCAGAGGCUCUCCCUCUGUCUCUCCCAUUCCUCCCUCGGCCUUCAGCCCAAAUACAGCAGCCGGAGAAGGAAGCUCACAGACAUUGAAUCUGGUGCCUGAGCGGGAACCCCGGUUACAGGGUGGUGCAGAGAGACUAUCUGCUGGUUCUGAUGUGUCUUCUCGUAGCUUUGGGUUUGAAGAGAGGGAUGGAAAAUUACAGAAGGACAAGCGGAGGGAGCGAGAAGGCUGGUUUGCCUUAUCUACUCACGUAAAAUGACAAGUGGAAGGAGAACAAACCCAUUCAUUCAAAUCUGUUUUUUUGUGUUAUUUCUAUUGUUGGUGUUUUUAAAUGUCUGAAAUAAACUGUUUUUAAUUUUAAAA
This is a messenger RNA of Melanotaenia boesemani (Boeseman's rainbowfish), 2660 nucleotides long. It is a transcript of the gene spice1, whose product is annotated as spindle and centriole associated protein 1. The coding region runs from base 196 to 2556 and encodes 786 amino acids. Lineage: Eukaryota; Metazoa; Chordata; Actinopteri; Atheriniformes; Melanotaeniidae. Gene Ontology annotation, cellular component: centrosome; centriole; spindle. The record is from RefSeq and is a predicted model, not a curated record. The transcript has 18 exons. Gene Ontology annotation, biological process: metaphase chromosome alignment; regulation of centriole replication; mitotic spindle assembly.